AUGGGAUCCAUCGAGCUCCUGUGGCUGCUGCCGCCGCUGCUUUCGGCGGCAGCCUCGGGCUCCGGGACCGGGACUGGCCAGCGCGCGGGCUCGCGGGUCGUGGGGCCGCCGCUGCAGCACCGGGAGCCUCUCAGCUAUUCACGCCUGCAGAGGAAGAGUCUGGCCGUGGACUUCGUGGUGCCCUCGCUCUUCCGUGUCUACGCCCGGGACCUGCUGCUGCCGCCGUCCCCCUCGGAGCCGAGGGCUGGCAGUCCGGAGGCGAGCGGCUCGCUGGCUCUCGACUGCGCCCCGCUGCUCGAGCUACUCGGGCCGCCGCCCGGGGUCUCCUGGACAGCAGGCGCCAGCUCGCCGGCCCCAGCCGCGGCCCGGACGCUGUCCAGGGUGCUGAAGGGCGGCUCGGUUCGCAAGCUUCGGCGCGCCAAACAGCUGGUCCUGGAGCUGGGCGAGGAGGCGAUCUUUGAGGGCUGUGUCGGGCCCCCCGAGGAGGCGGCUGCGGAACUGCUCCAGUUCAACCUCAGCGAGCUGUUCAGCUGGUGGGUUCUCCACGGCGAGGGGCGGCUGAGGAUCCGCCUGAUGCCCGAGAAGAAGGCGUCGGAAGUGGGCAGAGAGGGAAGGCUGUCCGCGGCCAUCCGCGCCUCCCAGCCCCGCCUUCUCUUCCAGAUCUUCCAGACCGGUCACAGCUCCUUGGAGCCAUCAGCAAACCUGCCUCCUCCUCCUGAUUAUGUUGCAUGGAAUCUCACCUGGAUAAUGAAAGAUUCCUUCCCUUUCCUGUCUCAUCGCAGCCGAUAUGGUCUAGAGUGCAGCUUUGACUUCCCCUGUGAGCUGGAAUAUUCCCCUCCGCUGCACAACCUUGGGAACCAGAGCUGGUCCUGGCGCCGUGUCCCCUCUGAGGAGGCCUCCCAGAUGGACCUGUUUGACGGACCUGAGGCAGAGCAUUCUAAGGAGAUGCCCAGAG
Molecule: messenger RNA, 955 nt
Organism: Galeopterus variegatus (Sunda flying lemur)
Lineage: Eukaryota; Metazoa; Chordata; Mammalia; Dermoptera; Cynocephalidae
Product: ALK tyrosine kinase receptor-like
Exons: 3
Source: RefSeq, a predicted model, not a curated record